This is a messenger RNA of Trypanosoma theileri, 666 nucleotides long. RefSeq names its product DnaJ chaperone protein. Bases 1 to 666 code for a protein of 221 amino acids. Gene Ontology annotation, cellular component: endoplasmic reticulum membrane. The record is from RefSeq and is a predicted model, not a curated record. Gene Ontology annotation, molecular function: Hsp70 protein binding. The transcript has a single exon. Gene Ontology annotation, biological process: cellular response to misfolded protein. Lineage: Eukaryota; Euglenozoa; Kinetoplastea; Trypanosomatida; Trypanosomatidae.
AUGACGACAGACACCACGCAUGUGCAGAAACACACCGUUCUGCAUUUAACGUAUUACGAGAUCUUUUCUCUUGAUCCCACUGCAAAGAAUAUUGACUUGGAUGCCGUCCAACGCGCCUAUCGUCGAUUCGCCCUGUUAUUUCACCCGGAUAAAGAUCCCACACCCGCCGCACGAGAGGCGUUUGAUCGUAUUAAACUCGCAGCAGAAACAUUAGCGGAUCCACAAAAGCGAAGAGAUUACGAUGAGGAACUUCUUCACGCCUCGCAUCGACAAGAUAGACAAGAAGGAAUAGGCUCCGCACGGCAGAGACAACAACAGGAAGAAAUGGAAGAAGAGGCCCGAAUGGCAGAUAUGAUAUUACGGCAAAAAGAGGCGGAAUCAGCCGCUAAAGCCGCCGCCACUAGAGAAGAAGAAGAGGAAAAGGAGGCGGCAGCAAAACAAAUGCUGCAUGAACUCACGAAUGUCUUGACAACACCAUUUAAGCGAAUGGAAUCGGCAUUAGUAUAUGAGUGGGAUAUUGAUGAGGAUCUUCUUCAAAUGAAAGAAAAAGAAGUGGAUGCACUAAUGCGAAAAUUACGUCAAUAUGAUAAUACCCAUGGUGGGGAGCAGAAUGAUACAGUAGGUGUUCGUACUGCUGGUACAAAACGGGAGAGAUCUGAAAUAUAG